AUUUGCCAACGCUGGUGGUAAAAUGCAUGGAAAACCAAACUGAAAACAAAACGGCAAAAAAUGCAUGGGCUCAAGCAACGUUUUGAGCUGCAACAGUUGGGGGACGACCUGAAGCAGAAGCAGGUAAUCCAAGACAGACUGCUGCAGAAGAUACUCUACUCCAAGCGCCUGCUCGUGGACCAUGUGGAGGCACUGGAGCAGUGUAUUCAGGAGUUGCAGGCGGCGGCUAAUCUUGGCCGGCAAUUGCUGACCACUCGGAAUGCCUGCCUGAUACUGGGUGGCACUGUGGUCGAGCAUCUGAUAACCCCACGCAGUGUUCGAUACACCAUGAUCCCCUCGAUCCUGAUCAGUGGCACCUUUGCCGCUCUGUGUGCCGUUAAGAGCGUCUUUGUUUGCCGCAACAAAAUCGUGGAGCGCAAGCUGGAGCAGCUGGUGAAGACCAUCGAUGAGUUCGGCAACUGCAUUCGCCGGAAUAUGACUUACUUUCAGGAGAUUAUCAUCAUGAAGCAGGCGGAACUGAUAGAAUCCCGACAGAUUGAGCGUGCCUGGGAUUGCAUAACAGCCGCCAAGGAGGUAACAGAGAUCCUGUACGAUGCGACACGCAAAAUGGAGACGGACUAUCCACUGCCGGCGAAGUAUGGAGCUUAUUAUGUCGCCAUGGAGGAGCUGCGGGAGUGCGAGUACUUCAAGAACAAUGUCACGGACUACAGUCCCAAGCACAUAAAGGACUUUCACAACAUCUUCGCCUAUGUGCAGUCGCAGUAUCUACUGCGCCUGGCCCUUACCAUCACCACGCGUCCUUCGAUCUCGCAGCUGAGCGAGGAUCUCGUAAAGAUCGACUGCCAAGUGCGGCAGCUGGUGCAGGAGGAGGAGCAGCACUUUAGCAAUCUGGCCAUGGCCAUGCAGAACAGAAAGCAAUUGGAAUUGGCAGAGCUCAAUGCGACUAAGGCGGAGCAGCAGCGGAGUGGACCCAUCGCCGUGCUGCAGCAUUCCUCGUUGAAGCUCAGCGCCUGCAUGGUAGCCGUGGCCGGGGAGUGCCAAGCUCUGGAUGUAACCCUGCAGCAGCUGACGGCCACGGAAGCGGCGAACAGGAACAACUCCAAGGAGCUGGUGGCUGUGGCCAGCAAUAUGCGUGGCAUUGAGAACGCUCUGGCGGUGUGCUGUGACGACUUCCAGCGGCUGAUGCUGGUGUACAACAAGUUUCUGCACAGUAAGCUGGACUUGGAGGGAGAAUUGACGCCAAGGCCCAAAGAGGACUUGGGAGAAGAAUUCCCGGAAAGCAUACUCAGGGUGGAGUACUCGCAAAAUGUCGAUGCACCACAGCAAAAGGAUGACUUCUAUGCCUAUAUGUACGAUGAGAACGAGGGGCUGGAACAGUUUGAGGCGGAGCAGCAUGCGCCCUUCCCCACGCCCGAAAAGGAGCUUCUUAAUUUCGAGAAGCGCAUCACGAAGGGCAAAUUUAAACCUGUCCUGAAACAACUCAAGGAUCGCAUUGAUCCCAUUCGUCAGGUGAUGCUCGAAAAAGAGCGCGAGGUCCUCGCCUCCAAAGGCAUCAAUGUCGAUGAGCUCUUUGGAAAGAUCGAACAAGUUGAGCAGCAGCAGCAGCAGGACGACAAUCGGCUGGCAGACACAACAUCCUCGCCCACCUACGACUCAGCCUCCAACUCAGACUCGGACUCGGCCGACGAAGUGGCCUUCAAGCGACGCAGCAAGCAGCACAAGGAGCGUGAUAACUUUGCCGAGAUGCGGCAGUUUCUGGCCCAGAAGCAGGCCAUUAAUCUCUUCAAGCUUCCGCCACCACCGGCUGCAGCUGCUGAUGAGGAGCUGCUUGAAAGCGAAUGCUAGUCCAUUCGGCUGUUCUUUCCGUUGGUCACAUGCCUAUGUACUAUCUCCCUUGCUCUGGGUAUUAUCUGUUUAAGCAUAUAUCGUUUAUCUGGCCACCUGGGGACAGAUAAGCUCCGCGCGCAAAGCGACGCUAACUCUUCGACGUACCGAACCCCAAAACCACAUCCUGCCUUUUCGGUUGUUCCUGUGUUUGUGUUUCCUAGAUUUCCUUCUUUUAAUUCGUUACAAGCUUAUAAACAAUAAAGAUUUUAUGUAGAUAAAUA
Messenger RNA from Drosophila kikkawai, 2108 nucleotides. It is a transcript of the gene dind, whose product is annotated as diamond. Lineage: Eukaryota; Metazoa; Arthropoda; Insecta; Diptera; Drosophilidae. The record is from RefSeq and is a predicted model, not a curated record.